AUGAGGUGGGACCGUCAUGGAGGAACCCACAGGAGAGAGCAUUUCGGCGAAGAAAAGGAAGACCAGUAUAUGUUCCGAAGCGGCGUGGUGAAGGCCCUGGCUCGCUUGGUGGCCACCAGUGCCCUCUUCCGCUCUCCUGACUUCACCGUCUCCCUGCUCUUCGCCCACAACCUCCACCAGUCGAGGGUGACAAUGCCUUCAAUGUUACUUUUAAUGAACGCUUUCCCUAGAAUAUUUCCCACGAACAAACAGCAAUUGGAUAAUAAGUGGAGAGCCAUUGACAACAUAAAAUUUCCAGACUGUAUGAAAAAUCAAAGAAAUACAGACCUAUUCUACAAGGAAAUGUCAAGUAUGAAAGAUGAUUUUGGUGAACCAUAUUUCCGUGAGCUGCUAUACUUUGCUCUGGAGAUAUUGUCUUUGCCCACAUCAAAUGUUGAUGAAAGAAUCUUUUCCAAGCACGAGCGCCUGUUGCUGUCUCUGCCCUGCAUCAAUUCCAUCACUGCUCAGAUAAUCCUGACGGCGAUGUCGCUGCCAGACGUGUUGACGUUGCCCCUGUCCAACCUCAUCAGCGCCCUCCCCUGGAUACCAAACAAGGUCGUCACGACGUUAUAUGGACUACUGCACGGGGAUGCUGUCAGCGUUAUUAAUAGUUAUGGUACUACGAAACCCCUGAGUAAUGUUCCUUCACUACCCACUAAGACCGAGGAUGCUGCUGCCUCCGAACCCCUGCUAGUAGAUGUGUCUGAACAUGAUCAACCAAAUGUAGUAAAUCAAACACUGUCCUAUUCAGAUUAUGUGGAGGGCAGAGUGCUCGAGGAAUCAACCCAGUUAUAUGUGAACGACCGAGAAGUUCCAGAUGUGGUUUUACUCUCUCCUUAUGCUUAUCAUGACAAGUCGGUGUUCACACAGAAUACAAAGGUUGAAUGUCCCGAUACAACACUUUCUACUUGUGUUACUGAGGCGGCAGGUAACCACCACACUUCGCUUCAUGGUGCCUUUCCUUCCAUCCCACCUGAAGGAAAAUAUUUAGGGAACCUCUUCAAUGCCAAGGACUUCCUCGGUUCAGUUCCCUCCACUGCUGCAACAUCUCUUGAUCACCAACAGCUAACACGUAUGCAACGAAUUACAGCUACACACCAAGUGUCACAGGUACAUCAACAAAUGUCACAACUGCCAGAACAACAGCAAGCAGUACCGCAGUUUUACCAAGAAACGCAACAGCAAAUUCCGCAUCAGUACCAACAUAGGCAAUAUACGCAACAAGUGCCACAACCGCACCAACAGGUGUCACAGCCGCAGCAGAUGCCAUUGCUGCAUCAGGAAAUAUCACAGAUGCAACAAAUAUUACAGCCACCACUUCCAUCACAGCUGCCAAAGCCAGUGCCACAGCUGCAGCAAGAAAUCCCACUGUUGCCACCAUCCUCACUGCAGCACCAGCAACACCAUGUACAACAUUAUUACCCACAGCAACAAGAGGAAAUUGUCGUUUUGUCUCCAUAUUUCCCUGAGGUGCAAAACGAUUACACUCAGCCUAUUGGAAACUUGCCCCAAGACGUGGUAAUACCUGUACCUGCUUCACAACAUAACCGCCCUAGCGGGGUCAGUACCUCAGAGCCACAAGGUUACCAUGGUAGUGUCACACGUCAAGGGAUGUAUUGUGGCAACGUAUAUCAGCAACAACAACUACAGCAACAAAAACAACAACAACAACUACAGCAACAACAACUACAGCACCAGCAAAGCCAUCUCCCUCAAGGAUACUGGAAUGGUUCUCCAUCCCUUCACCAACAACCCUUAACCCUACGGCCUCUCGGCAAUAAGAUCUUCGGUGUGGCUAAACCCUAUCAACAUCAUGGUAAUGCCAGUAUGCCCGUGCCGCCGUCCCCACGGGUAACUCUCCGUCAGGAGGGGCGAGGCCACCAAUAUCCUGAAGACUAUAACUUCCCUUCUAGCCAGGCCAAAGGCUUCGGGGCCAGCCAGGUGCCCUCCACACCCAACACGAAGAAACUGGCCUAUCAGAAGGUACCGGGUCGGGGUGGACAGACAAAACUAGUUUUUCAACAUAAUUAAUUUGUUUUUCAAAGAGGAACGCUCAUUUUAGUGGAUAUUUUUUUUAUUAGCAAAUGUAUAUAAUUAUAAUAGUACAUGACAUAUUAUAUUAAUGUGAUCUCAUAAGUCACGUUUUUGUUUGCCUAAUUGGUGUGUGUACAGUAUAGUACAGCACAGUGUUGUGUUGUGUUGUGUUGUGGCAAAUAACUUUUUUAUUAUCUUUAUCGCUUUUGUUACUUUCAAGAGUAAAGUUGCCACAGCCCCCUAACUACCCACCUUACCCCUCUGUAACUAUUAGCGUUGUGGGUUCAUUUGGUUCCCAGAGUGGAACCAGCACAACCUUAGUUAGGUGAGCUGUUGCACGCAGCAAUAGACGCCCUUCUCUAGCCACCUUGUCCUCUAGCGUCUCGGGUGCUCAUCAGCAGGCAAUAAUUAUUAGCUGGUAAAUGAAGAUAAUAAAAGAGAUAUUCGAAUUUGGUUAUGUUUUAAGGUGCUACAGAUUAGAUGGUAUAUUGAUUCGCAUGAGACCUUGUGUUAAAUAUUUUGAAAUUAUCAAAGUACCAAUAUCUCGUCAACUUACUUGUGGUAUGAUGAUUUGGGUUUACGGAUAUAUUUUAUGGUUGUUUCGACUAGUCACGAAACUUAAUAUAUUUUUUUUAAGAAGAACUUGAUGCCUUGUAUUAUCAGGCCUUAGAUUUUCCCAUACGGGUCAACUUUUUUUUUUUUGUAACCCAGGAUCAUGUCUGAUGUUCGCAUAAAGUCAAUGAGAUUUUUUUAGGGGGUGGGAGAGUUAAGGUGAUUUACUAGUAACACACGGGGGUCUGGAGACUUCUGGCCUAAAAUUUUAAGGACCAGCAAAAUUUCUUAAAACCCAGGCCUGUGUUGUACUGUACUAUAAUCUAUUUCUUAAUUUUCUUAAUUUUAUUUGGGAAUUUGCACUUUAAUGACUAGGAAUUAAACUUAAUUUUCAACUGAUUCUAUUCAAGAAAUUGUUAGCAAUACUUUAU
Messenger RNA from Homarus americanus (American lobster), 3056 nucleotides. RefSeq lists its product as uncharacterized. Gene Ontology annotation, biological process: resolution of meiotic recombination intermediates. Gene Ontology annotation, molecular function: ATP hydrolysis activity; single-stranded DNA binding. The record is from RefSeq and is a predicted model, not a curated record. Bases 1 to 2070 code for a protein of 689 amino acids. The transcript is spliced from 7 exons. Lineage: Eukaryota; Metazoa; Arthropoda; Malacostraca; Decapoda; Nephropidae. Gene Ontology annotation, cellular component: condensed nuclear chromosome.